AUGAGGCUCUCCACCGCGGAGGCGGCGGAGGAGGAGGAGGAGGAGGAGGAGGAGGAGGAGGACGAGAGCGAAGGCGAGGAUGCGGACGACGAGGACGAGGCAGGCGCCGGCUUUGGGGAGGGUGAGGGCGAGGAGGACGCUGACGAGGCCGACGACGACGCCGGCGACACUGACGAGGAGGAGGAGGGGGAGGAGGAGGAGGGCGAUGAGAGUGAGAGCGGCGAGAGUGAGGCCGGCGAGGGCACUGGCAUGAUGGACAUCCAUCUUGCCACCGACAUCGCAGAGGGAGGGGAGGAAGAGGAGGAGGAGGAGGACGUCGACUACGACCCUGCAAAAGACCCGUAUGCGGUGGCGGACGACGACGCCGACGACGCCGACGACGCCGAGCCUCCUGCCGCGACGACAGCAGGCACUGCCGCCGCCGCCGGCGGCGGCGCGACCCCGUUGCGGCGUCCGCCCGCGGCGCUGCGCGACGCGGCGAGCCGGUCUGCGGCGAGCCGGUCUGCGGCGAGCCGGUCUGCGGCGAGCCGGUCUGCGACACCGUCCCGCCGCUCCCGCGACGACGCGCCGCACCCUUCCGACGGCCGACCCUCCGACGGCAUUGCCAAGCGCACCCGCGCGCACGUCUCGCUGGAAGCGCAGCAGCUAGAGGACUUGGAGGCGAUGCUGGCUUCGGACAGCGACGGCGAGCGCGAGGGCGAGCAGCACGUGGCCAAGCGGCGGCCAGGUCCGAAGGCGGGCGAGGCGGGCGAGGAGGGCGGCGAGUGGAGCCGCUUCCUGGUGCAGAUGCGCGAGCAGGGCGACGAGGCGGACGAGGAGGAGGAGGACGAGGAUCGCGACUACCUGUACCGCGGCGACGACGGGGCGGUCGAUGAGUGGGAGGACGAGCUGGGCGAGGUGUCGGAUGAAGAAGUGCAGCAGCUGCUCGGCGACACGGGGGCGACCCGCUCCUCGGCGCGGGCGCGGGGGCGGCGGCCGCCCUCGGCGGCGGCGGCGGGGGCGGCCGGAGGGGCGGAUGUGGCUGGGGGGGGCGGCGCGGCCGGCGGCGCGGCCGGCGAGGCGGCCGAGCCGGGCCUCCGCUUCUCGGACGAGCAGGUGCGGCGGCUGCAGAUCCAGCUGCACGUGCACACGCAGCUGCUGGCGCAGGUUGCGAUGCUUCCGUACGCGAUGCUGACGGAGCUAUGCGCCUACUGCGACAUCUCCCUCGCCUACCUGCAGCUGCGGGCCCGGCCGACGUACGCGACACUCCUCGCGCCCGCGCUGCCGGACGAGGCACACCGCGACGCGCCCACGCCCGCCGAGUCGCCGCACUCGGUCUUUUCGGUGCCCGGGAUGCACCUUCUGCCGCCGCUGCUCCUUGGCGACUCGCUCGGCCUCAAGCGGGUCUACGACGCGGGCUCGGCGCGCGCGCGCGAGGAGAUGGAGCGCAUCCAGAAGGAGAAGCUGCCGCACCGGACCGCACACCAGCUGAGCACCGCAUGGGGGUACCGUCUGCGGCCAGGCGCGAGGCGGGAGCCUCUGCCGCUGCCGCCCAGGGCGCCCGUGAUUGGGGGGCAGUCGCUCAGCAGCGCUGCGACCGCGGCGGCGGCGAACGCCGCCGCGUCCAUGCCGCCGCCGCCGCCGUUGCCGCCGCAGCCACCGCCGCCGCAGCCGCCGCCGCCGCCGCCACAGGCGCGAGAAAGCAACGUGGCGGCGCUCCCUGGGCCGCGGGUGCCACCGUGCGCACCCAGCCCGCCGGCGGCAGCCGGCGGCGUGGACGGCGGCGCGCGCGACACGCCUGCCGACGCAUCGGCCGCCCCAGUCCAAGCGCCACCCCUCGGGGGAGUGUUGCCGGCCGCUGCUGCCGCCGGUGCCGCUGCAGCCGGCCCCAGCACCGAGGUGCCGCAGCAGCAGUUUGAGGAGGACGUCCUCAGCGACAGCGACGAUAGUUGA
Molecule: messenger RNA, 1932 nt
Organism: Emiliania huxleyi CCMP1516
Lineage: Eukaryota; Haptophyta; Isochrysidales; Noelaerhabdaceae
Exons: 5
Coding region: 1-1932 (643 amino acids)
Biological process (GO): mRNA cis splicing, via spliceosome
Cellular component (GO): spliceosomal complex
Source: RefSeq, a predicted model, not a curated record